AUGCCCCACUCCGACGACGACGAGUCCGUGGCGUCCGCUGAGUCCGUUAACAGCUUCGACUAUGAAGAUGACGAUAACCUGAUGAUACUGUUCGAAGCGGAUAGCGAUGAGGGUUCUCCGACAAACAUAGAGCAAGAUGUUGAAGCGCCGCCUGUUGAAAGCAGAUUGUUAUGGCAAAAGCCCUCGCUGAACCAUUUGUGUCAGUGUCGUUACAGAUCAAUGAAGGUCAAUUGGUAUAUUAUGGAGCGGUUCGUUAUGCCUGCCAGAAAACUUUCAGAUACUGUCAUUCCUGGACUCUCGCUUGAUGAGCUUCUUGUCAUGUUGCACUACAAGAAGUGGCUGGUGGAUGAACUUACGAGUGACUUUUUCGAUAAUCUGAACCGCCUUCGUGAGAGAUGUGGGCUUUCUGAGAAUGUUAACGCUGUCUACCCAAUCACCACAAAGGGCCUGGACUUUAUGUGUAUGAUUUGCUGUGAGUCUGGCCCCUUGGAUACGUUUCUGCUCUCGUGUGGGCACGAGUUCUGUGUACCAUGCUACAGUCAAUACUUGCACAUCUAUGUGGGCAAAGGCGAGCUCAUCAGAUGCAUGGAGCCCCUGUGCAGCAAGUCCUUGUACCAUACGGAUGUUGAGAAGAUUCUACAGAAUGGAAUCUCCACUGAGGUGGAUGUGAUUGAAUUGAAGCUGAGUGGCAGUAGUAGCUCAAGUGAGAGUCAAGAUUCGACCUUCGCAGAGGCUGACUUCAAAAAUUAUGAGUUAAGCGUGAUAAAUGAGUACGAUCUUCAGUUUGAUGGCGUGGAGUUUGCCAAUGAGAGCAGGCCCGACGAUGCUCAGGAUCCGCUCCUGAGAAAUCUGCUUCUUCGAGCUGCAGCAAAGCUCUCCCUCGACGGUGCACGCAGUCGCUACAAGUGGUGCCCUGCUGUGGAUUGUGAGAACUUUGUAGAGCUCUCAAAGGACACCAGGCCCCAUGAUUAUGAUUACAAGAAGACCAAUCUCUUGACUAAUGUGCCAGUCGUCCGCUGUCCUGCCUCGCACGAGUUCUGCUUCGACUGUCAGUUCGAAAACCAUCUUCCAUGUCCUUGUGACAUCACUGCGAAGUGGGUCAAGCGAUGCCAGGACGACUCAGAGACAGCUAAUUGGAUCGAAGCCAACACCCAAAACUGUCCCAAGUGCUCUUCGCUGAUCGAAAAGAAUGGUGGUUGCAACCAUAUGCUUUGCCAACAUUGUAGAUUUGAAUUCUGCUGGAUUUGCUUACAUGAUUGGAGGCAGCAUACCCAAUCCCAUUGGUCUUGUAACCGCUACAAGGAACGAAAGGAAGACACCUCCGGCAAGUUACAGAAGCAGAACGCUCUUGCACGUUAUUUGCAUUACUACAAGCGCUUUUCUGUUCAUCAGCAUUCCAUGAAGGGUGACGAACGUACUCUUGCCAAUAUACAUCGCUACAUGCUCUUGUAUAUGAAAUCUCAGACUCACAACAGCAAAAAGAAUGUGUCGUGGAACGAUGCCCAGUUCAUGUCUGAUGCGAUUCGAAGCCUCAUUUGUGGAAGGCGAACAUUGAUGUGGACUUACGCAUUUACAUUUUAUCUUGAGAAGAGCAACUACUGUGAUAUCUUUGAGGGGAUGCAAGACUAUCUCAAUGAAACUGUAGAAGCACUUUCGAGAAUCUUCGAAGAUGUUGGCGUGGAGAAGAAAAAGAAACAAUCAGAGGAGAACAUCAUGCAAGCUCUUACGAAGAAGAAGUCCAAGAUCGUGCAUUUAUCUGCAUUAAUUGCCAAACGACAGCGUCUCUUGGUGGAGUGUGCCAAUCACGGCAUCAGCGACGGCUCAUUGAUCUUUAAGGAAAUCAAGUAG
Messenger RNA from Candidozyma auris, 1848 nucleotides. Its product is annotated as E3 ubiquitin-protein ligase HEL1. Gene Ontology annotation, cellular component: cytoplasm; ubiquitin ligase complex. Gene Ontology annotation, biological process: positive regulation of proteasomal ubiquitin-dependent protein catabolic process; protein polyubiquitination; ubiquitin-dependent protein catabolic process. NCBI's taxonomy places the organism in Eukaryota, Fungi, Ascomycota, Pichiomycetes, Serinales, Metschnikowiaceae. The record is from RefSeq and is a predicted model, not a curated record. Gene Ontology annotation, molecular function: zinc ion binding; ubiquitin protein ligase activity; ubiquitin conjugating enzyme binding. The transcript has a single exon. The coding region runs from base 1 to 1848 and encodes 615 amino acids.